AUGCGUUUGAGGUUUGUUUCGGGUUUUGACUCUAACAUAUUUUUGUAUUGUUUUAGAAGUACCAAGGCUCUGGUGACCGUUGCCCUUUUGGGCACCAUCGCCUGGGCCCAAGAGGAACAAGAGCAAGAGAGCUCCUCGCAAGCGCCAACUCCAACUUCCGAUCCGCUAGAUCCACAAAACGACGAUGGUCUUGUGGUGAAACCGAUUGUAGCGAAAGACAUGCGAUCGCGUGGAAGACGUGGUCCGUUCGCCUCCUUCUCCGGGAACUAUGGAUCGUACGGUGGAGGUGGUGGAUAUGGAGGUGGAAACGGAGGUGGAGGAGGUCCCUUCGGCGGCUUCAACGGCGGAUACGGUCAAGGCGGAUACGGCGGUGGCGGUGGCGAUAAUGGAUACGGCGGAUACGGCGGAGGUGGAUACGGAAACGGAGGCGGCGAUUCUGGAUACGGCGGAUACGGCGGAGGUGGCUACGGAGGCAUGGGCGGCGGACCCGGCGGAUACGGAAUGGGCGGCUUCGGAGGCGGCGGCGGUGGCGGUGGCGGCGGCGGCGAUUACGGAGGAUACGGAGGCGGUGGAUACGGCGGUGGUGGAGACGGCGGCUUCGGAGGACCGGGAGCCGGAUUCGGAGGCGGUGGGAUGGGCGGAUAUGGCGGAGGAAUGGGCGGCGGACCCGGCGGCGGCGGCGGCGGAUACGGAGGCAUGGGCGGCGGAGGAUACGGCGGUGGCGAUGGAGGAUACGGACCCGGCGGCGGCUACGGAGGAGGUCAGUUUAUCUUCUUGGCUUUUAGGCUACUACUGAUGACGUUCUUCAAAUUUCAGGCGGCUACGGUCCAAGCGGUGGAUACGGUGGAAUGGGAGGCGGCGGCGGCGGUGGCGGAUGCCCCAACGGAGAAUGCCGUGGAAAGAAGUAG
This is a messenger RNA of Caenorhabditis sp. 36 PRJEB53466, 908 nucleotides long. Lineage: Eukaryota; Metazoa; Nematoda; Chromadorea; Rhabditida; Rhabditidae. The record is from the annotation of a GenBank genome assembly.